UUACGGAUUUCUCCUCCGCCUCUCUCUCUCUCUUUCUCUUGCUGCCCUUCAGGAAUCACAGUUCUUGCGCAAACCCUCCGCCUGCCGAUUCCGCGGUCGAAACCCUCAGUCGAAUCCGCAAUGAUCUGCGCAAUCUCUGGCGAAGUGCCGGAGGAACCCGUGGUCUCCAAGAAAUCCGGGCUUCUCUUUGAGCGGCGGUUGAUCGAGCACCACAUUGCGAGUCACGGGAAAUGCCCCGUUACCAAGGAGGACCUCACGAUAGAUGAUCUUGUACCUGUGAAGACCAAUAAGGUGGUGAAGCCCAGACCCUUGCAAGCUGCAAGCAUCCCUGGGUUGCUAGGAAUGUUUCAGAAUGAAUGGGAUGCUCUAAUGUUGUCUAAUUUUGCUUUGGAGCAACAAUUACACACGGCGAGGCAAGAGCUAAGUCAUGCCUUGUAUCAGCAUGAUGCUGCAUGCCGUGUCAUCGCAAGGCUGAAGAAGGAAAGGGAUGAAGCCAGGGUGCUUUUGGCUCAGGCUGAGCGACAGAUCCCUCUAUUAACGGCUUCAGCUGCUAAUGCAACAACUAUUGUCAGCAAUGGGAAAAGAGCUGCAGAGGAUGAGUUGGGUCCUGAUGGAAAGAGAAUUCGUCCUGGUAUUAAUCCUGCUAUUAUUGCAGAACUUACAGAAUGCAAUGCUUUGCUUUCUGGACAGCGGAAGAAGCGGCAGAUCCCAGCAACAUUGGCUUCUGUUGAUGCGCUGGAGAGAUUCACUCAGAUCUCUAGUCAUCCUCUUCACAAGACUAACAAGCCAGGCAUUCUUUCUAUUGAUAUUGAUGCUUCCAAGGACAUGAUUGCAACGGGGGGUUUUGAUACGAAUGGAGUACUUUUUAAUAGGACAUCAGGUCAGAUCUUAUCUACACUUGCUGGCCACUCAAAAAAGGUUACCAGUGUGAAAUUUGUGCCUGGUAGUGAAGUGAUUGUAACUGGGUCAAGUGAUAAGACUGUUCGUGUUUGGCAAGGGACUGAAGAUGGUAGUUAUGAUUGUCGACAUAUCUUGAGGGACCACACUGCUGAGGUGCAAGCUGUUACUGUUCAUGCCACUCAAAAGUACUUUGUGACUGCUUCCAUGGAUAGUACUUGGUGUUUCUAUGACCUUUCUACUGGAUCAUGCCUCACUCAAGUUGGUGACGCUUCAACAGAGGAGGGAUUUACUUCAGCUUCCUUUCAUCCUGAUGGUCUUAUUCUUGGAACAGGCACCACUGGAGCCAUUGUUAAGAUUUGGGAUGUCAAAUCUCAGUCAAAUGUUGCGAAAUUUGAUGGGCAUGUUGGAUCAGUGACCGCUAUGUCAUUCUCUGAGAAUGGUUAUUUCCUUGCGACUGCAGCUAUGGAUGGUGUGAAGCUUUGGGAUCUUAGGAAGCUAAGGAACUUCAGAUCCUUUGCUCCCUAUGAUCCAAAUACGCCAACAAACUCUGUGGAGUUUGACUUCAGUGGGAGUUAUCUUGCUAUUGCAGGCUCGGACACCAGGGUGUACCAAGUAGCCAACGUGAAGUUGGAGUGGAAUCUUAUCAAGACGUUCCCUGAUUUAUCUGGAACAGGGAAAGUCACAUGUGUUAAGUUUGGAGCUGAUGCAAAAUACAUGGCAGUGGGUUCCAUGGACCGAAACCUACGGAUGUUUGGUCUUCCAGGGGAUGACUCAGAGGAGCCGAGAUCCCCUGAUAAUUAAUGAGCCAAAUUGCCAAAAUCUCAAUGAUCAGGUGAGUUAUGCCUCAGCAAUUUUUUUUUUUUUAAAUUGAUGUUAUGGAGGAGCGGUUAGACACUGCCUGCCCAGCAUUAUUGUACACUUCUUUGGGAGUUCCCAAGUGCAAGCUUAAUUAUUGUCGAACACGACCAAUGGAAUCAUCUAACGUGAAUUAUUUUGUAGUUUUGA
Messenger RNA from Musa acuminata subsp. malaccensis (wild Malaysian banana), 1905 nucleotides. Its product is annotated as pre-mRNA-processing factor 19. Gene Ontology annotation, cellular component: cytoplasm; U2-type catalytic step 1 spliceosome; Prp19 complex. Lineage: Eukaryota; Viridiplantae; Streptophyta; Magnoliopsida; Zingiberales; Musaceae. Gene Ontology annotation, molecular function: protein binding; ubiquitin protein ligase activity. The record is from RefSeq and is a predicted model, not a curated record. Gene Ontology annotation, biological process: DNA repair; mRNA splicing, via spliceosome; protein ubiquitination.